Molecule: messenger RNA, 1303 nt
Organism: Talaromyces proteolyticus
Lineage: Eukaryota; Fungi; Ascomycota; Eurotiomycetes; Eurotiales; Trichocomaceae
Exons: 3
Coding region: 270-815 (181 amino acids)
Source: RefSeq, a predicted model, not a curated record
AAAAAAACAAGCUCAGGCCUUCGGUAGUAUUGAUACUGACUAGUUCUGAUCUGAGAGGAGACAUGUUUAGAUUCGAUUUGCAUGCUUUUUGUCUCUGAAUUCCCCCGCAGAAACUGCCCUCUCAUAUCAGCGGUCUUUAUCCAAAAGAUCACCGACCGUUUAACCAGGAAGAACACCAAAAAGGAACGAGAAGACGAAAGUAGUAUAGGAGAGGGAACGACAACAAAAUCUUUGAGCGCCAAAAGUUGCGCAGGCAUCCGAUUACCACUAUGCAAUUUACAAGUCUCUCCAUCCUGUUUCUGGCGUUCGCCGUGUUCUCCUUGGCCAAUGAAUCCGCAACGGUAACCUCGACAUCGGCAGCGUUCAAUUAUGCGCCUAUAUCGUCCUUACUAGGCAAUCUUGUCUCAGCAGUUGCUACGGCAUCGCCAGCCUCAGGUCCCGCGCCAUCCCCAACCGCAAACCUGAGCAACAUCGCCGAUCCACCUUCGAAUUUCAUCCCCGUUAUCAUGACAGCAGUGCCCAUGUCAGUGCUUGGGGAUUUGCUCGACCCAAUUUCGCGGAGUUCGUUGGCAGCUGAGUUCAAGAACGGCACCACCCCAAGCUGGUACCAGAGUCUACCCACGAGCAUUCAGAGCUAUAUUUCAGUUGUCAACCAGCAGAUUAAUUCUGGCGCAUUAUCUGCAAAUGUCUCAUCUGCUGUGGCCACGUCCACAAGUAGCGGCCUGGCACCGGCUAUGGCUCCAAUGGCGACGGGGGCACUGGUAGUCAAUAUGGCGGGCGCUUUGGGAAUUGCGGGAUUGGCAAUGAUUCUGUAAAAGUGUUUAUGUCUUGUGAUUAUUACGAGUAUGAGUAUGAGUACGCGCUCACGACUAAUGAUAUUAAUUGAUAUGUAAAGGAGUGCUGACUCUUCUUUGACAUUACACUGUGUAGUUUUGGAGAUAAUGAUACAAGAUGACACAUUGAAAUAUCAACUGAACUGCCAAGCGGUUAGUCAAUAAUGAUAAACUUAAUCUAUUCAAUAUUACGAUUCAUUUCUCCCUGGUAGUUGGAUGCUUCGACUGUCGUGAGUUGCGUGGCCACGAGCAAUCCAGUCAGGGCUAGGUAAUCCACGUGAUGCCUUUUCAAGAAUGCCGCACCUGCACAUUUUAGUCCUAAAGUUCUGGCUUUACUUUCUGUUGACUACGCCUUAUAUCAUGAUUGAUAGAUUCAAGGAUUCCUGCAUACAACUAUUAACGUUCUUGGCAAGUGCAAGUGCCCUUACAUGCAUCAUUCGAGCCAAGCCCAACGUUCUAGUCAAUCUCCU